AGGGAUGUGAAACACAGCGACAGAUGGGCGCGGGGGACACGGCGACACGGGGGCUGAGCGCUCCAGCACAGAGGUCCCCUCUUCCCGCAGGCGUUGCCUUCUCCCACAGCCUCCCCAGCGGCCUCAGCACCGCGCUGGCAGUGCUGUGCCACGAGCUGCCCCACGAGCUGGGUGACCUCGCGGUGCUGCUGCAGGCAGGCACAGCCCCCCGCACCCUCCUGCUGCUCAACCUGCUCUCAGCGCUGCUCUCCUGCCUGGGGGCGGCCGUCGGGGCGGCCGUGGGGCAGAGCGCGGCUCACCUCACCCCGUGGAUCCUCACCGCCACCGCCGGCACCUUCCUCUACGUGGCUUUGGCUGACAUGCUCCCCGAGGUGCUGCGGGGUCCCGGCGGAGGCACGUGGGGUCGCUUCGUGCUGCAGAACGUGGGCUUCCUGCUGGGCAGCGGCAUCAUGCUGGGCAUCGCGUUGGCCGAGGGCCACCUCAGUGCGUGGCUGCAGCCCUGAGGGGGCAGCCCCCCGUGUCGCCCCCCCCACCCCGAUGGCUGCAGGGACCCCCAAAACCCACCCCUGGGUUCGGACUUUCUCCCCUCCUCGUGGGACCCAUCUGCCAACCCGGAUGUUUGCCAAGAUGAAACGCGUGGAACCAACCCUGGGGGCUCCGUGGGUCGCAGCUGCCAGACCCCAACUCCACAUCCUCGUGGAGGGGGGGACACAGCAGAGACAACAUUGGGCCCCCACCCCUCCUCGGUGGCGCUGCAGAGCCCGGAUCUGGCAGCACUGACACCGAGAGGAACACAUCCCCUCCGUGAGAAAGGACAACAGAAGAGGGAGUAGAAGCAAUAGCAUUUUAAUAAACAUAAUCGAUUCAAAGCCACAAUAUGAAUAACAGGACUUGGUCGCAGCUUACAUUGUAUAAAAUAGAUCAAGUCUGAA
Molecule: messenger RNA, 932 nt
Organism: Meleagris gallopavo (turkey)
Lineage: Eukaryota; Metazoa; Chordata; Aves; Galliformes; Phasianidae
Source: RefSeq, a predicted model, not a curated record